Molecule: messenger RNA, 2730 nt
Organism: Colletotrichum tamarilloi
Lineage: Eukaryota; Fungi; Ascomycota; Sordariomycetes; Glomerellales; Glomerellaceae
Exons: 3
Coding region: 1-2730 (909 amino acids)
Molecular function (GO): lipase activity
Source: RefSeq, a predicted model, not a curated record
AUGAAUCCGUUGAAGCUGAACACCACGUCGGUGUCAUUGGCGGUCACGCCAACCGUCGUAUCCACCCUCUUUUCACAUUACCUCAAUCGAAAAACUUCAAAGCAAGGACCAAACUCCCACUUAUCCUACGAUGAAGGCCUGCACCUCGUCCGAUCCUUCCUCGAGUUCGCUUCCCACCACACCGUCGAGGAGCUCCAAGCCUUUACAGCCCAAUGGGUCCCGCACCCGCAAUGGGUCAAAGUCGAAGACGUCGAGAUCCCCGAGACCGAGCUCGAGAAGUCGGCCGGCCUGAUCGAGGCCCAACUGGGACCUCGAGGCGUACGGGCCGUAGGGGGUUGCAAAUGGUGGAAGUGGCGGAAGCCGCAGAGCCCCCUCAAGGCCGAGUGGAUCGAGAUGCGCGCCGACUACCACGAGCGCAAGAAGAACGGCGGCGCGACGAAGAGGGUGAUGCUCUACGUCCACGGCGGCGCCUACUUCUUCGGCAGCGUCGACGAGCACCGCUACCAGAUGCAGCGGCACGCCCGCAAGCUGAAGGCGAGGGUCCUCGCACCCCGGUACCGCCUCGCGCCGCAGUUCCCUUUCCCUUGCGGCCUCCAGGACUGUCUCGCCGCUUACCUCUAUCUCCUCACCGUCCAGGACCCGACCACGAUCGUCCUGGCCGGCGACUCGGCCGGCGGCGGUAUGGUGCUCUCGAUGCUGUGUAUCCUGCGAGACCGCGGUAUUCCCCUACCCGCGGGCGCCGUCCUCAUCAGCCCCUGGGUCGACCUCACGCACUCGUUCCCCAGCGUCUCGGGAGAUAACCAGAUGGACUACAUCCCCUCGUCCGGCUUCCACCACAAACCAUCCCGGGCCUGGCCGCCGCCGAACGAGGAUGAUAUGGAGAUGAUGAGGGAGCAGGCCAUUAAGGCGCGAGCGGGCAAGGAGAAGAGCGCCACGAAGCUUAACACGCUCGAGAAGAAGCAGGCAGCGCCCAUCGCGCUGGGCGACGGCAACGAGACGCUGGGGGGCACCUCUGACUCUUCUGGUAACGCGGACCCCACAAAGACGGCCUUGCAGCUUUCCGUCACCAUUGACGGGAAGCUUACCACAGUCAAGGACCAAAUCCAAAUGUACACGACCAAUGCCUUACUCUCACAUCCCAUGGUCAGCCCGGUAAUGCAACCGACGCUGGGCGGCCUCCCGCCGCUCCUCAUCAUGGUGGGCGGCGGCGAGGUCCUCCGCGACGAGCAAAUCUACGUGGCACACAAGUGCGCGAACCCCGCCAAGUACCCGCCGCCGGGUCUCGACGACGCCGGGCUGGCGCAGCUGAAGCAGUACAAGCCGACGGACGUGCAGCUCCAGGUCUGGGACGACCUCUGCCACGUCGCCCCGACACUCAGCUUCACACGCCCGGCCAAGCACAUGUACCGCGCCGUCGCGCAGUUUGGCGCCUGGGCGCUGGCGAGGGCGCAGCAGACGGAGAUUGAGAUCCUGGACGACGACGACAUUUCCACGAUUUCUUCUAGCUCCACCUCGGAUUCGGAUAAAGAGGAGAACCAGACGGAGAACAACGCCGGCGGGGGGCAACCUCCCGAGCUGGUGGGCAAGGCGGGCAUGCCGUUGCCGCCCUUCAAGAAGCACAUGAUCCGCCAAAAGAUCUCCACGCGCGGCGUCGUCUCCGACCUACCUCCCGAAUCCGAGCUGGACGGCUGCGUCAUGAAGUCGGAGGAGGUCGGCGUCGUCAGGCCCACGCCCGUGAGGCGGUGGCUCGACACCAAAGCCACCUUUGACAAGAAGUUCUCGAGCGCGAAAGCCAAGGUCCACAAGAGCAUCAUCAGGGACCUGGCGGACGGGUACAUGGAUUUCGGCGACGGCGAGCAGCCGCCGCCCACGGCGCUGGCCGGUCGACGAAAGGCGUCGGAUGAGUUGGUGGACAGGAAGAAGACCAAGAGUAUCGGUCUGGCGCUGUGGUCGCUUUGGGGCUCCAAGCACGACGAGACGACGACAAAAAGAGAAAAGAAGGCCGACUCUGAUGCUGUCGCCGCCACCGCCGCCGGCAGGACGUCGCAGCAAACUCGGGAGUCUCAGCAGACUUCGCCCAGGGGCGGUGAGGGAGCCAGAUCCUUUGAGGAUAUCGAGCACCAGGAUCCGGCGCCCCUCGGCUCGCCUACGGGCAGCAAGCGGCGGUUCGUCCGGGACGAGCAUCAGACGGAAGAGGAGGAGACGCCGGCUUCCACGCAGAUGGAAGAGUCUCAGACCACGGCAGUUGACGAGACGACAACGACACCGGUAGCAGCCCUCAUCGAGAAGAGGAAAGAACAAGAGAAGCACAACGAGCAGGCCGCCGCCGCCGCCGCCGCCGACGGGAAUCACCUGAGCCCAGAUUUCGUCCCCGGCGGCACCGGCGUCGCGGGCAAGCGGCCCUUCCUCGACGGCAUCGCGCUGCCGUUUAGUCUCGGCAAGAAGGACGCCGAGACGGCGAGCAUGGUGACGCUCAUGUCGGGCGCCGAUAGUCGGCCCAUCAGUCCCAUGCCGCAGCUGAACCGGUCGGAUACAGGCGCGACGACUGACGGGGUGGAGCUCAAUGGGAACGGGAUUUCUGCUUCCCAGGCGAGUACCCAAGUCCCAACGGAGAAUGAGGGUAUGAGGCCGCCGUUGGAUACCUUUGUCACGGCGGCGGAGGAUCUGCCUCUUGCGAAGGGGAAGGGGAAGGAGGUUGUGGGUCACGGGGGGUCGGAGCAGACUGCGUGA